Molecule: messenger RNA, 2864 nt
Organism: Lymnaea stagnalis (great pond snail)
Lineage: Eukaryota; Metazoa; Mollusca; Gastropoda; Lymnaeidae
Source: the annotation of a GenBank genome assembly
UAUGAGUAAUCAUUUGUCGCAAAAUGGCUGACUGGCAGGGCAAUUAUUCUGUCACAACAACGACAGAAGAUCAAAUGUCAGCAUUUACGGAUAAGCUUAUUAAAAGAGAAGAGGAAAGACAAACACAGCUUCAAAAACGUAGAUUAGAGGAAAGUGAACAGUCGUUCAAAAUUCAAGAUAGUGUUCGAAAUUUUUUAGACUCAUUCAAAUCUGAACGUCGUGAUCUGGAAACUUCGUUAGCUGAGUCAAAAAGUGUGGAGUCCUCAAAACUAGUUGAGCACUUUGACAUCCUUUCGCAACGUGUUUCAAAAUUACAACGAUAUGUUUCCGAGUCAGCAAUGUUUCUGCCUCCUUACGAGCUAAAAACGGCACAAAAUCUUUUGACAUCAUUGCAGGCAAAAAUCCAAGAAAAACGAGAGGAACUACUACCUAAAAAAAGAUUUGCAUUUAAAUCAUCAAAUAAAAAGGCUGAUAAAAGAACAGUUGUAUCAGUUGGAAAUAAAAGUGAAGAAACGGCAAAAGACUCAAAAUCUGAAGAUGAUCUUGUGAUAGAAUUAGCAGCAUGCAAAUUUGUUGGCACAUCAAAUAAAACUCUGCAGAAAAACGGAAAUGAAAUUAACCAAAAAGACAUUGCUUUGGCAAAUCUGACCGACUGUGUUGUGCUUUUAUAUGGAGCUCCCUCAGCAAUUCACAUGAAUAAGUUAAAGAACUGCAAAAUUUUCAGUGGACCUGUGCCUGGAUCAAUAUUUAUCAGAGACUGUACUAACUGUACAUUUGUGUUAGCUUGUCAGCAACUUAGAAUUCAUUCAACAACCAAUUCUCAUUUUUAUAUUCAUGUAACAAGUAAAGCAAUCAUAGAAGAUUGUAAUGGUAUUAAAUUUGCACCAUGUAAUUGGACUUACGAUGGCCAAGAUGAAGAUUAUGCAUUGUCUGGGCUUUCCAAAGAGCGCAACAACUGGGACUCAGUUGAUGACUUUGACUGGUUGGCAGCGGACGCCCAUUCUCCAAAUUGGUCAAUUCUUGAUGAGUCAGAACGUGUUGCUUCAUGGAAUGUUUAGAUUUUUUUUUAAAUCUUCUUAUUUCAAAGUAAAAUAAUAUUUUAAAACUAAUGUGAUCGAGGCAGAGUUAUUUUUAUUUUUUAUUGUUUUUUUUUACCUAAAUUUGACUACAACUAUAUUUAACCUUUGGAAGUUCAUAUAAAAGAAAAUGAAAAAAGAAACUGCAUUUUAAGUGUUAGAAGGCUUCAUUAAUAUUUAAACCCCCCACUUACUAAAAACUAUUUAUUAAAAUGUGAAUAAACCAACAUGAAAUAUUGAAAUGAAAAUGAGAUUGACAUAAUUUUAGUACCCAUUUUAGUCAAGGCCAAUGUAUACUAUUACUUUUUAUCCUUUUAUAAAAAAAUCUGUAAUUUUAAUCCAAAUAAGUUUGUUGUCAAAAAGCACCAUAAUAUUAUCAUUUUUUUUAUUCUCGGAUUAAAUAGCUUUUAUUUCAUAAUUAGUAACUUUGUUAUUAGUACACACUACAGAUUUACAAAUAGAUGCACACUAUUUAAUUUGUAUGAUUUAUGACCCUCCAAUUAGAAGAAUAUAAUAUGGAGAGUUUCAUCCAAAUUUUUAUUUAAAUACAUUUGGCAGGGAAAUGAAUUAAUGUUAAGGAUACCUGGUACAUAAAUUGGGUUAAAACCAGCUGUUUGUCUCACCUAGAACCUUCUAUUUUGAUGCUGAACACGAAACUGUCAAAGAUUCUAAAUCUAAGCCAUUAUUAGCACCCUUUUGUAUUGAAAGAAAAUUCAUAAUCGGUGUCAAAUGGCUUCAAUGUUAAUUUUAAAAAUUGUAAGUUAAAUAAAACUUUUUGAAACUUGCCCACUCAAAUCAGCAUAACUUUUGCUGAUUGAAAAAACUUUAUUUUUGAAAUAAGUCUACCAUGCAUGUUUUUUUUCAAAAUUAAAUUUAGCUGGUCUUUGUGUACAGUAAAAGACAUGAUCAAAUGAUUUUUCUCAUAUUUAUCUCAAAUUUACUCCUUUAUAUUUUUGUGGAGUUAGUCAUUUCACGACAAUUAUUAUAUAAUUGGUGAUUAAAAUGUUGAUAGAUAAAAACAUUUUGUAUAAGCAAAGUAUUUUUCUUGAUCUUUAUUCAAAAUUAUUAAAUGGUGUUAUUGUAAUUAAGUUUAUUAUUUAGAUGAGAGACUUGCCAGUAUAUCUUGAAAAGAGACACUAACAUAACAGACAAUAACAUACCAGUAAUUAAGUAAAUGGAUUUUGGGUGGCGGGUUUGAAAAUUUUAUUUUUAUGCCGGAUAGACUAAAUGAAUUUUCUGUGAACUCAACUUUUAGGAUGCCCAUAUAAGUUUAAGGCAUGUCUUAAAUGUACUUAAACAUGGCUUUUUAAUUAUAGUUAUCUAUACAGCCAUUUUUUAUUGAAUUUUGAAAAAAUAAAUUUUACAUCCUUCACCUACCGUAGUCAUCUAGAUGUAAAUUCUUAAUAAGCUAUGUUGAGUCAGAGAGAAGAGUGAGGUAUGUGGCAGUGAUAAAAUAUUUAUGAUGCAAACCAAUGCCAAGUUUUGUAGUGGAAAGGCAAAUAAAACAUAAGAAAGGACUUCAUUCUUUGUGUUAUUAAACUAUUUUUUAAAGUCAAGUUGUCACAAUUAUUUCUAAUGCAAGGUUAACUAAUUUGAUCAACUACCAAGUACUACAUGUUUACUUUUGCUUGAUCAUUAAGGGAAAGUAAACAUUAAGUCAUUGAUUAAUCCCUUUAUGUAGGCCUACACGGUGUGUGUUAAAUGGCUUAAUCUUGACAAUUUUUAUCCCUUUCUCAUACACAGAGCCAGUAGAACGAUUGCUCAGACGCCCAUAAUUUUUAAGCACCA